Messenger RNA from Cicer arietinum (chickpea), 2342 nucleotides. The record is from RefSeq and is a predicted model, not a curated record. NCBI's taxonomy places the organism in Eukaryota, Viridiplantae, Streptophyta, Magnoliopsida, Fabales, Fabaceae.
AUUGGGACCAUUGUGAGAUGAAGGGAUUAUGUUAGGGAGAAAGAGAGUGAAGAGAGCAUGAAGUAGUGACAAUUUAAUAAGGGUUGAAUUAAAGGGAUCUAACCUACAAUUGGGACAUUGCUCGAGGUCUACUAGGCAAAUUUGAAGAUUGUUUCAGUUUUUGUAUUAAAGGUAAAAUACAAAUUUAAAAUCUAGUUCAGCUACUAAUUCAAGGAUAUUCAUAUUCAUUUGGUUGAAACGGCUAUGUUUGUGGUCGUUUCAAGUUUCCACCGCGUCUUCACUUUCGACUAUUGUUCCGAUCCCGAUUUCGCAUCUCUUCCUUCUUUCAACAACCUCCGCAGCGUCAUUUCCCAACACUCGCUGCUUCGUGGCCUUAUGAAGGUACCGGUAACCCUGCCGCUGGGGCUCCUCCAGUGCCCGCCGUUGCAUCACCUGUUGAUCCCGCCACGGCGUCUAGACGCCGACAAAAAUGUCGCCACCGUUGAAAAUGGGACUGUACAGACUAACCGCAGUUCUUAUUCUUCCUUUUUGAAAUCCGAUGCAAGCAAAGCGAUUCAUGCCGUUUCUCUCAAAUUUGCGAUAUGGCUAGGGGACCUGUGAACCAUGCUAGUAUUUCUAAACUUGUUGAUCAGCUGCAACAGCUCAUCAAGUUAUGCCUAGAGCAGCAUAUGAGCCCGGAAGAAGUAAAUGACACUUUACUAAAACAAGCAAAAGUAAAACCUGAAAUCACUAAACUAGUUUGGCAAAAGGCUUGAAAAACAUAAUGUAGAGUUCUUCCAAGUUUAUUAUCAAAGAUUGAUGUUGAAGCAGAAAAUUAAAGUUGCAUUGCCACCUACCUCUAAUGGAUUAAAUUAUCAUGCAACUCCAUCAUUACCCAAUUCCGAUGGACCACAUAUCCCAACUAUUACUGAGAAUCCAUCGUGUUAUGAUGCUGAGAAAAUUCGUUUGAACCCAGAAAAUAUGCAACGUCGUGUGCAAUCCAGUUUAUCUAAGGUGUUCAAUAACGGUGGGUCAUCAUUCAGCCCAAGUAUGAAUGUGAUGGUUGAUAUGUCCGAUAUGUCGACCCAAGGACAUGUUAUGAGCAUGCCUUAUACUUGUAACUCAAACACGGCUCUGCAACAAGGAAUCCAUGGGGGGAUGAAUAGAUCAGAACCUAGAUGUUCAAGUUGUUCUCCUCACAUGUUUGGCGUUGAUGGAAAUGUGCUUGAGGCCAACCCAAUUGUCAGUGAUACUUCAGCUAUCCUAUUCACUAAUCCUGAAUCCAACUCUCUUUAUGUGAAUGACACAAUCCUGAAUCUUCCAAAAACUUCAAAUGGGUUUUUGGGACAAAUGUCCAAUGGAAAUGUCCUGGAGGCUAGCCCAACUGUUGGUGAUGCUUCAGCUAUGCUAUUCACUAAUCAUGAAUCCAACUCACUUUGUGUGAAUGACACAUUCCUGGAUCUUUCAAACACUUGUUCAAAUGGAUUUUUGGGACAAAUGUCUAAUGGAAAUGUCCUAGAGGCUAGCCCAACCGUCGGUGAUGCUUCAGCUAUGUUAUUCACUAAUCCUGAAUUCAACUCACUUUAUGUGAAUGACACAUUCUUUGAUCUUCCAAACACUUCUUCAAAUGGAUUUUUGGGACAAAUGUCUAACGGAAAUGUCCUAGAGGCUAACCCAACCAUCAGUGAUGCUUCAGCUAUGCUAUUAACUAAUCUCAAAUCCACCUCGCUUUAUGUGAAUGACACAUUCUUGGAUCUUCCAAACACUUCUUCAAAUGUAUUUUUAGGACAGAUGUCUAAUGGAAAUUUCUUGGAGGCUAACCCAACUGUCGUUGAUGCUUCAGCUACACCAUUCACUUAUGUUGAAUACAACUCACAUGAUGUGACUGAGGCAGUUCUGGAUUUUCCAAACACUUCUUCAAAUGGAUGUUUGGAACAGAUGUCUAGAAAGUUUAGUGUUCCCGAUGUGGCCGAUCUUUUUCCUAUGGGUUCUGAUGUACUGGAUAUAGCUUUCCUAGAUUUUGAUAAUGAUUACUUCGAUGAAAGAGGAGAACAAGGUUGAACAAAGUGCUUAGCAAGGUGUUGUACAUACAACCAUAACGCAUAGAUGAACAUAGUGAUGGGAAAUGCAAUUUGGAACGUUUCCGUUGGACGGUGCAGAUAAUUAGUGAAUAUUUUUUCUCACGUGUACAUUUUUUUAAUCGUCUACCAUGUACUUGGCAUGAUGGUACUUUGCUUUGUAGUUUGAUUUUUAUGUUAUUCUGCAUUGUAUUUAUUCAUUUGAUUUGCACAAGAUAAAUUGCAUAAAUACUUGUAAUUAGUAAAUUAUUUAUUAUUUAUAGACAGAUGUUAGUGUUAUAAUUU